This is a messenger RNA of Phaeodactylum tricornutum CCAP 1055/1, 3968 nucleotides long. RefSeq lists its product with no specific name. The coding region runs from base 91 to 3867 and encodes 1258 amino acids. The transcript has 5 exons. Gene Ontology annotation, biological process: carbohydrate metabolic process. The record is from RefSeq and is a predicted model, not a curated record. NCBI's taxonomy places the organism in Eukaryota, Bacillariophyta, Bacillariophyceae, Surirellales, Neidiaceae.
CGACCAUGGGAGGUGCUAUGCCAAUCUCGACCAUUAACCAACAUCGAAAGCUCUCAAUUUGACACAUCCCUACUGGAAGUUGUUUUCUCCAUGAGGACAACUUCAAAUAAUGAUAGAGCCAGUAACGGGCAGAACAAAAGGCAGCCUUACGGUGCAGUUCCUGCUUUCGAAGACGCAGACUUGCUGGAAGCAGAAGGGAAUGGUUUUGCUUCAAAUUGUGAACGACUCAAAACAUUUCCACCAGAUACGCGUCGCACGUGGAAGGCGAAAUUAACGACAUACGUGGCGAUUGCAAUGGCGCUGAUGUCCAUUGUGCUCUGCAUGGGGAUAAUUCUCAACGUUGUACUGGGAGGUACUUGGGGUAUGGAAACCAUUGACAACGAGAAGAGCCAAGCUACUCAAGCGAGACCUAGCAGUACCAACACGAAAACUCUGCACUUGUACGACGAGCUUGGUCGGUAUAUUUUGGAAGAUUACGACGCCCAGCCGCCCUUUUCAGACUUUUUGCCAGCUUUGGCUGGUUAUUUUGGCAAACCUUUGUACGCAUUUUAUAUCAAUCGGGGUCAGGGUAUCGCUGCAUUUGGUGUGGAGUCGAAAGAAUAUCCCAUUAUGGAAUUCCAUUCCGCCAAUGUUGCAUACCAAAAUACCGCUUUGUUGGGCUUCCGUACCUUCAUCCAAGGAUCACGCCAGAAGAAAGACCAAGACUCCUUCUUCGUUGAGCCUUUCUCGCUUUUGCAAACACGAUUUCCGAAUAUACCACUGCACCACAACGACAUGGAUAAGUUAUUGCCUUCUUCUACCACACCGAAGCGGUAUAUGUACGUGGGAUCUAACGAAAUGCAAAUUCGCGAAGUGGAUACUGCUCACAGACUAGAAACCAACGUGACGUAUUUCGUACUUCCGGAGGAAGAUUUUGGAUCGUUCGUCAAACGGACUACAAUUACCAACACUGACGCUAAGGAAAGUCUCACAUUGUCGUUUCUAGACGGGCUCGCGCAAAUUCAGCCCGCCGGUGGCGAAAUGGAAAAGCCGCUAAAGACGAUUGGACGAACAUUGCAAGGAUGGAUGGGAGUGUACUCGCCGUACGAUGAUUCCGAUGGAAUGAUGAGAAUGCCUUUUUUCCGGCUGUCGACGCAACCUAACGAUUCCGCAUCCGUUGUUGUACAAAAAGCUGGGCACUGGUGUCUCUCCGUCUUAGAAUCUGACAAUGAUUCGACACUCUUACCUAUCGUUUACGAUACGUCAAAAAUUUUCGGGCAAGACACAAGUUUAUUGCAUCCUGUUGGGUUGUCCAACAGACCAAUCAGCGAAAUUCUGAAAGAAAAGCAAUAUGGGCGCGCCAAAACUUCCUCAGCUUUCGCUGCCGUGGAUCAUAUCAAGCUGGCUCCGGGCAAGUCCGUGACGAUCUCUACUUUCUUCGGUAAGGCAAAUAAUGUGCUGGACAUUCCCGUAAUUUCCCGCAGAGUAUUGCAACUUGGUUUUUCCCAGUACAAGGUGAUGAGGACCCGAGAAAUUAUUAAGCAAAUUACGGCCGUAGUGGAAACCACUACAUCUCAUCCGCUGUGGGACGGACACGUUCAGCAAAUGUUUCUUGACAAUGCUCUCCGAGGUGGUGUUCCCUCUAUUUUGGGCGAAAUCGAUGACGAUGCUAGACUACGCAACGUAGACGAAGAUCCACGUCUAAAAACAUACCACUUGUUUUCCCGAAUUCACGGGGAUUUGGAACGUGACUACAACGGUUUUGUGAUCAAGCCAACGUUUUUUUCCGAGGGACCAGGAAACUUUCGAGACAUCGCACAAAAUCGAAGAAGCGAUGUACUUUUUUACCCUAGAGUCGGGUCAACCAAUUUGAAAACGUUCUUGUCCAUGAUCCAAGCUGACGGCUAUAAUCCUCUGUCAAUCGAGGCCAGUACAUUUACCAUAAGUGACGUUAAAGCCUGCUUACAGAUUGCUACAGCAGCUGUAGGACCAGCUGAUGGGCAUCGGGCACAGCGUGAAGCCUUAACCGACAUACUUCACAGUGGACCAUUUCGUCCCGGACAACUCUUUUUACUGAUGGAGGAGCAACAUAUCGAUAUCAUCAUUGCACAACAAGAAUUUAUCGAUAUUGUUGCCGCCGCGGCGGACCAACAUCCAAUUGCGGUGUAUAAAAGCGGAUUCUGGGCCGAUCACUGGACGUACUACAUGGACCAAAUCCAGGCCUAUCUAGCAAUCUAUCCAGACUGGGAAGAGCGUAUUUUGUUUGAUGAACGGCUCCCGUACUUUUUUUCACCUGCGUUUGUGAAGCCUCGACACGAGAAGUAUGUGUUGUCGGUUUCGUUUGAUGGCACCGGUAAGCAUGUCAGACAACUGGAUGCGACAGAAGAUAACGACGAAGAAAAAAGAACUUAUAUGGCUGAAUACAUCGAAAAUAAGACGGGAUGGUACGACUUGCAAGCCAACUGGCAGCAUACAGCUUUAGAGGGCGGCAUUUUUCACAGCUCUCCUAUGGCGAAACUGCUUUUGCUGGCCACUCUAAAAUUCGCUUCUCGAGAUGCGUACGGCAUGGGCGUUGAAUACGAAGGUGGGCGUCCCGGUUGGGAUGAUGCUAACAAUGGUCUUGUUGGAAUGCUGGGUAGUGGCAUGCCAGAGACUUACGAGCUUGUCGUACUUUUGCGAUAUAUUCGCUCUGCGCUUCACCGUUUUGAUCGCGAUCUUUCGGUACCAGUCGAGCUGGUCGACCUUAUAAAUUCGAUCAAUAAGGCGCUAAAAACACUUUCCAGCGAACGCGGUGAUGAAAGAAACAAAACAGAGUCGCUCGGAAGUGAAGUUCCUUCUUCUUUCUUCAAAUACUGGGAUGAGGUUGCGACAGCUCGAGAAUUGUAUCGCGAUCAAACCAAGAUCCUUUUCCAAGGCCUGACGGAGGUACUUUCCUCCAAGACGAUAUGUUUAAUGAUUGACACUUGGCUAGGUGAAAUUGGACGAGGUAUUGAGCGCGCCAUGUAUUUCGGCUCCCGUGGUUUUAACGAUAACGGUACAUCUGGCAUCACGCCCACAUACUUUUCGUAUAACGUUACCAAAUGGGAAAAGACUAAAGCGAUCAAUACCAACGGCCAUCCGUUCGUUCGGGCAAAACAGUUUACACUAAAUCUGUUUCCAUUGUUUCUUGAAGGCCCAGUGCGAAUGAUGAAAACAUUAGAUUCGGAUGAAGCCAAACUCGUUUAUGACAGGGUAAGUUCGUCGCAACUGCGGGACAACGACCUUAAGAUGUAUUUGAUUUCAGCCAGUCUGAAAGGUCAAAGUUUGGACACGGGUCGCGAAAUGGCGUUUGCUCCCGGUUGGUUGGAAAAUAAUUCGGUAUGGUUGCACAUGUCGUACAAGUUUUAUUUGGAAAUGCUACGGCACGAGAUGUUCGAAGCUUUCUUCGAGGAAAUCACUUCGGGUGGUAUGCUGCCAUUUAUGGAUCCGCAAGUAUACGGUCGGUCGUUGAUGGAGUGCUCGUCAUUCAUUGCAUCGUCGUCCUUUGAAGACCCGGCUAUCCGAGGACGUGGGUUUUUGGCCCGCUUGAGUGGGUCAACUGCAGAGUUUUUGAGCAUGUGGAUCUUAAUAAUGAUUGGACCGCAUCCCUUUUACAUUGAUAAGACAACGAAUCUGGUACAAAUGCAGCUGGUACCUGCCUUGCCACGGUGGCUGUUUGCAGAGCAAGCGGAUGACCAGAAACCAGUCAUUCGAUUCAAGCUUUUUGGCUCCAUUGAGGUAACAUACGUCGUCGGAUUGCGAGAUGGGUCCACAUUUAAAGUGGAAGGUCCAUCAAUUUCGAAUGACUUGGCCGAUAAAAUCCGUCGAGUAGCUUUUGUUGCGUCUAUUGACGUUUACUUCGAGCAUUGAAAAACUGAAAUAUUGCUGCUGCUGUGAAAAAUUGAAAAAAACCAAUGCUUUGGUGUAUGUGAAUUUCUACAAUUUAAUUAGACGCUCAUUUACAAUUUCUA